Astyanax mexicanus (Mexican tetra) is the source of this 1418-nucleotide messenger RNA. RefSeq names its product growth factor, augmenter of liver regeneration (ERV1 homolog, S. cerevisiae) (gene gfer). Gene Ontology annotation, cellular component: mitochondrion. NCBI's taxonomy places the organism in Eukaryota, Metazoa, Chordata, Actinopteri, Characiformes, Acestrorhamphidae. The transcript has 3 exons. The coding region runs from base 1 to 585 and encodes 194 amino acids. The record is from RefSeq and is a predicted model, not a curated record. Gene Ontology annotation, molecular function: flavin adenine dinucleotide binding; flavin-dependent sulfhydryl oxidase activity.
AUGGCAGCUCCGUCAGGGUCGCGGUACGGGGACAGUGACAGUAACAGUAACAGCACUGGUAUGGAGGGCUUCCCCUUCCCUCCACCUGUCAAACCGCCUGGAGAAAGUUCAGAAAAAGAACAGGGCGUGAAAAAGAAGCCGUGUCGAGCGUGUACAGAUUUUAAGUCAUGGAUGAAAGUUCAGAAGAAGCAGGCUGCCCCAGGUAACCCAGCACAGGAGACUCAGGUGGCUGAGGAGAAGCUGGUGGAGUGUCCCCUGGACAGGGAGGAGCUCGGGAGGAGUUCAUGGUCUUUACUCCACACUAUGGCUGCCUACUACCCUGAUACUCCCAGCACAUCCCAGCAACAAGAGAUGAGCCAGUUUAUCAACCUGUUCUCAAAGUUCUUCCCAUGUGACGAAUGCGCUGAGGACCUGAGAACAAGAUUGAAAACAAACCAGCCAGACACCAGCAGCCGCCACAACCUCUCACAAUGGAUGUGUCGUCUCCAUAAUGGCAUCAACAUCCGAUUAGGCAAGCCAGAGUUUGACUGCAGCAGAGUGGACGAGCGGUGGAGAGAUGGCUGGAAAGAUGGCUCUUGUGAUUGACACUGACAUGCCCUCCACAGCUGAUUCACUGGAAAACACAAAACAGAACCAUCAGCUGCUUUGAACUUUUUGCCUUGGGCUAUAAUAACUGUUGUUGGAAGCGGCUAUUGUGUCUCAUAUACCUGAUAUGUUGUACAUGAUGUUAUACAUAUUGCUGCUGUACACAGGCUUGUUGACUACUAAGACCAACAUGAAAUUUAAACAAAAUAAUCAGCUAUUAUGACUUUCUUUACAACCAGCUUGGUCAAGAACUGGUUUACCAAAAUAUAAGUAUUUUGUAGCUUGGAUGACCAGAUUUCAACCACAUUGACCAUCUAAAACAUGGCAGACCUUUUGAUUGCAGCUCAAUAUUUGACAGUUGUCCCAAUUUGACCCGUUUCCUCCAACAUAACAUUUAUAAUGCUAUUCUUUUGUCGUUUUUCACUUUUUAAUGUGAAUAUGGAAGUGGUUCUUAACAUUAAAUCUAAACCUCAUUUAGAAAUGAAAUGUUGAAAUGUUCCAAAGUUGGAAUAGCUUUGUAUCUUGACUUUCACUGAAAGUUAAGGAAGUUUUUUUUCUCCUGUAAACAAAACGUUUUGGAGAUACCAAAUUUUUGUGUCAGCAACAAUAUGUACAACUUUGGCCCACUAUAGUUAUGAUUAUAUUUUUAGUGAUGUGCUCAUAUUUGUAAUUCUGAGUCUAUUUGCUUGUAAAGAUAAUGAAUCAUAUAGAACUGUUAUUUUUAUUGUCCAUGUCCUCAAAAUGGCAUUGAUGAGAAUAAGCCUUGUCACAGUGUUAUUGUGGUCUGUCACAUUCAACAAUCUGCAAUAAAGGAAGUGAUAUAUCAGGUAUAA